AUCGGUUCAAGCACAGAAGCUUCCCACUUCCUGAUUGACAUCCUCUGCGACCAUGAGGAGCUCGUCCUCAAUGACAUCACUCCAAGCCUCUCUGAGAAGAAAUCGAUCGUUCAGACGGCCUAUAUUCCCAGUCUCCUCUCAUACAUCUCAGUCAGAACCACCGCUCAAUAA
Molecule: messenger RNA, 171 nt
Organism: Dibothriocephalus latus
Lineage: Eukaryota; Metazoa; Platyhelminthes; Cestoda; Diphyllobothriidea; Diphyllobothriidae
Source: the annotation of a GenBank genome assembly